Molecule: messenger RNA, 543 nt
Organism: Canis lupus familiaris (dog)
Lineage: Eukaryota; Metazoa; Chordata; Mammalia; Carnivora; Canidae
Gene: CT83
Product: cancer/testis antigen 83
Exons: 2
Coding region: 149-496 (115 amino acids)
Source: RefSeq, a predicted model, not a curated record
CUCCCAGUUGUACCGGGCAGUGCGGGACGCGCCGCGUCGUGGCCUGUGGCUUCCCGAGCUGCGGCGACCAGUGUCCCCCUGGUUCCCAGCUGCCCGCCGAGUGCCUCGGGCCGAAGAAGAGAGAAGACGCAGAGGAGGAAACUCAAGCAUGCUGUUGCUUCUACUGAGCGGCAUUCUGUUUGCUUUUCUGUUUGUCUUCUGGAAAAGCCGCUUUCAGAGCAGCGUUGGUGAAAUGUCAUCAAAUUCGACUUCUCUUGCACUAGUAAGACCAACCUCUUCUACUGGGUCAACUAAGAGCAAUACUGAUAAGAGUCUUUCAGUCAACAGCCUCUCUCGGGAAAUCUUAAUUAAUUUCCCACACACGAUAGCCAUGCAGAAGCAAAUAUUGGUAAACCUCAGGAUCGUGGAAUACAAGCUGGCUGAAUUGGAACUUUUUCUAGUUUUCAAGGAUUUAAAUGGUGCAUUAGUUAACUGGAAAUCUACUGACAGAGAUUAGAGAAUGUAAUGACAGUGGAGGCAAUCAUUAAAGGCACUUUGAGUGAA